GAGUCGAGUGCGUAAAAGAAUCAUGCAUCAUUUUCCAAUCAAGCUAACAGUAAAAAAGUAAUACAAAGCCCUCUGCCGUGCCGCCAUUGCAACAUCUGGCAUAAAACCUCGAGCGUCCUCCAAAUUCUUCAACCACGUUUCUCUCCCAGCGUGUGCAUGUUGCUUUGGCGAGUUGGAGGUUGGUUGCCUAAUGAUCGGAAUACUGUUGAUUAGUAAGAAUCGACGGUGGUAGGAUACGCGUGCUCCGAGUACCGGUAGGAUAGUGCUUAACAGCAAUGGGUCAUGAAAUUCAGUAUAUAUUGGAAAGCAAGAGAUUAGUGUGGCUAGUGGCAGUGGUAUUUGCUGUGGUUAUAUUGUUCCAGUACUUUGAAUUUCCAUAUGGUGAUGUUGCAUCGUCCUUAUUUUCUGCCGGCAGGGCUCAACCACCGGUAAGUGGAAGCUACCCACCUCAAGCUUCGCCUCAAAUUCCAAAACCAUUAGGUAACAUUACCCGAUUUGAUGGCUCUAAUUAUACAAGGCCUGUUGAUGAGAUGGUUGAUAAUGCUAUAGACAAGGGUAAUGAUGUAGGCAUUGAAAAUGAUUUUGAAUCAGAAAGGGAUGGAGAUACAGAUGAAUUCACAAGAACAGAUGAUGGUCAUGGUGUCUCUGGAGAUCAGAUAGAAGAAAUCGAAGGUUUGGCACCUGAGAAGGUCAGACAAUUUAAUGGGGACUUGUCUACCAAUAAUGUUAACAGCUCAACCUUACAAGAAAAGGUUACAGGUGCUGCAAGUCCAAUUACUCCGUUUCUAUUAUCACCAGCAAGUUCACCGGAUUCUUUAACAUCCAAAACAACAGUUGAUGCUACAGCGAUUGCUCCUUCAACAGCUUUGGAUAACAGCACAUCCAAACCAAACAUAGUUUCACCAAAUUCAGCCCCCAACUUCAAGGAGCCUGUGACAUCACUGAAGAACCCUAAUCUGCCAGCUAAUGAUUCAUCUAUGAAGGAAGUUCCUCUGGUGAAAGAAAAUCAUGAGACGCCAAUGGGGGACGUAGUGACAGUCUCGGAUAUGCAUGACAUUUUACUUCAUAAUCGUGCUUCAGUUCGUUCUAUGAAACCACUUUGGUCUUCAAUGGUUGAUCAAGAAUUACUAGAUGCAAAAUUACAGAUUGAGAAUGCUCCAGCCAAUGACAAUGACCAUGCACUUUAUCCUCCUCUGUAUCGUAAUGUUUCAAGGUUUAAGAGGAGCUAUGAAUUGAUGGAAAAGACUCUCAAGGUUUACGUUUACAAGGAGGGCGCAAAACCCAUAUUCCACCAGCCACAGGUGGUACUUAGCGGAAUUUAUGCAUCUGAAGGAUGGUUCAUGAAGCAUAUGAAAGAAAACAAACAUUUUGUUACCAAUAACCCCAAACAAGCCCAUCUAUUUUAUAUUCCUUUUAGCUCUCGGAUGUUGGAAGAAAAGUUAUACGUGGUCGGGUCUGGCAGUCGUGACAACUUGGUACAGCACUUGAAGGACUACAUUCACUUGAUAGCGGAGAGAUACGAUUCCUGGAACAGAACUGGUGGGUCAGAUCAUUUUCUUGUUGCUUGUCAUGACUGGGCGACAGACGAAACAAAAAAAUCUAUGAAUAGUUGCAUAAGGGCUCUAUGCAAUUCGGAUGUCAAAAAAGAAGGUUUUGAAUUAGGAAAAGACGUAUCCCUCCCUGAAACAUACGUUCGCUCCCCUCAAAACCCGUUACGUGAACUUGGAGGCAAACCCCCUUCCCAACGCUCGUUUCUUGCUUUCUUUGCAGGCCAAAUGCACGGCGAUGUCCGCAGAAUUCUCUUGCACUAUUGGGAAAACAAAGAUCCCGACAUGAAAAUAUUUGGGAAACUAAAGAAAUCUAAAAACAACAGAAAUUAUAUCCAAUACAUGAAGAGUAGCAAAUACUGUAUUUGUGCUAAAGGCUAUGAAGUCAACAGUCCUAGAGUUGUGGAAGCCAUUUUCCACGAAUGCGUUCCGGUCAUCAUUUCUGACAACUUCGUCCCACCGUUCUUCGAGAUCCUGAACUGGGAGUCGUUUGCGGUUUUCGUUCUGGAGAAAGAUAUCCCGAAUUUAAAGAAGAUUCUUGUCUCGAUAUCGGAAAGGAGGUAUCUGGUGAUGCAACAGAGAGUUAAGAAGGUACAACAACAUUUUCUAUGGCAUGUUAAGCCUGUUAAGUAUGAUAUUUUCCAUAUGAUAUUGCACUCAAUAUGGUACAAUCGAGUUUUUAGAGUAGACCCCAUUAAUUAGUUAGAGUGAAAUAAAGCUUUAUGAAUCUUUGUGACCGCAUUUAGUUGAUGUGAAUAGAGAUUUUUUUUACCAAUUUCGGAAUAA
Molecule: messenger RNA, 2333 nt
Organism: Cynara cardunculus var. scolymus (artichoke)
Lineage: Eukaryota; Viridiplantae; Streptophyta; Magnoliopsida; Asterales; Asteraceae
Product: probable glycosyltransferase At5g03795
Exons: 6
Coding region: 276-2249 (657 amino acids)
Molecular function (GO): glycosyltransferase activity
Source: RefSeq, a predicted model, not a curated record